AUGUUGCCCGACAAACAAUAUCUCCUAGCACGCGAUAUUGUAUUGGCACAACAUCAAAUUCAACGAAUUCAAUCCCACAACAGCGAUUUUUAUCAGCUGCCACAAAUCUUUGAAAUAGCUGACAAAUCUUUAAAAUCACCAAACAAUCAAAAUGUAUCACUCAAAAGUCUUUUGACAAAUGACCAAGCACAUAAGAGGGAAGACUCAACAUCACAGCCACAGUCGGACAUUGAAGAGAGGGAUGACAGUGACGAAACCGAUGGUGACAACAAUUAUUGUAGUGAUACUAUUUUUGUAAAAAAGAUGAACAACGAAAGGACCACCGUAACAUUAAAGGAACAUGACAACUAUAGUAAACUGGAGGCAUUGGCAACAGAGUUUUCCAACAUAGCACAAUCAAAUGAUUGCCAGACUAAAGGCCAAGAGGCUAAUGAGGAGCGUUGUGGUUUUGCUGGCAAUGCCAAUAAUCACUCGAACUUCUUUGACAAACGACGACAACAAGUUAUGGCUGACAACAAUACUGAUGUGGCUUCACAACAUCACACCAGCAAUGAUGACAAACAAAAUCUUGACACAACAGGAACACAAAUGAUGGCUGAUACCAACAGCAAGCCUCGCCAUGAAGAGUAUCGCAAAGUUUUCAAUGAAACCAUUGACAGUGAUGAUGCUGUCGAGUGUAGCGGCAACAAUCACACAACAGCAAAUACAGCUGUUGAAAAGCGAAACGAUGCUGCUGACAACUGUAAAGUUUACAAUGUUAAACACAAUGAAUGUCAUAAAACUUUUGCGUCUUGCUCGUCUCUGGAAUCUGCGGCAGAAGCAUCGUUGCAUGUAACGCCAACAAAUCAGACAACACAGAACAUGUCACAUCACAUCAAGCCAGAAGAAUAUGUUGCGAUUCCAUCUUUGAUGACUGCUGCCACUUUUUCUUCAUCGCCAUUCGAACACUCGGAGAAUCAUAAAUUUCAAAGCCAUGAAGCAAUGAAUCAGCCGACAUUUUCAUCUGUAUCGUCGGUGACGCCGUCAUACGAUUUCAUGCAACAAAGUUACCAACACCAUCAGCUCUAUCAGUAUCACCAUCCCCACCAGGACGAACCGUUUCGAAGCCACCAUCAGACCCAAAAACAAUAUUUCCAGCAUCAUCCGCUUUCACAUCAACAACAACAGCAGCAGCAGCAGCGGUAUAUGGACACAGACGCCUUCCGUCCCCCUUCACAUGUUGCCAGCAGAGAGAAUUAUGGUGUAUGUUCAACUAGUGUCGGUGCGGGAGAAUCGUCAACAACAACUUCAUUGACCAUAUGGUAA
This is a messenger RNA of Musca domestica (house fly), 1305 nucleotides long. RefSeq names its product cAMP-dependent protein kinase catalytic subunit-like. Lineage: Eukaryota; Metazoa; Arthropoda; Insecta; Diptera; Muscidae. The coding region runs from base 1 to 1305 and encodes 434 amino acids. The record is from RefSeq and is a predicted model, not a curated record. The transcript has a single exon.